Molecule: messenger RNA, 981 nt
Organism: Aegilops tauschii subsp. strangulata
Lineage: Eukaryota; Viridiplantae; Streptophyta; Magnoliopsida; Poales; Poaceae
Source: RefSeq, a predicted model, not a curated record
AUGAUGGAGAGCGAGUCGCCUCCACCAGCUUCCUCCCCCACUGCCGUGGAUAACACCGAGGUGUCGUCCCAAAGGACCCUUCCGGAACAGGGAGAGGUGCCGGAGACUGCCAAGACGGUGCCGAAGGCUGACACCUCGGCUUCCAAGAGCAUGGGGGAACCGACCCCCAUGGAGACUGGAGACGGGGGCCAGGUUCAGUUUGGCCCCCAACCAAAUGUCAUUCCGGAAACCUACACGGUUCCGGAGAUAGAGGAGCAACCCUCUUUACCAGAAGGGGGCGCGCCCACAACACCGGCGUCCUCUAUCAAUGCGGAGGCGCCGGACACUCUGGUGAGAGCACUUCAAAGCACCAUCAUUGUGGAAGAACAUCUUACCCUUAUGGCUGACACGUCUGAGGUCAAGGCCCUCAAGAGUGCGCUGGCCGAGGCCAAGAAGGAGGCAGAGGAGGAGCGAGCCUCCCGCCUUAAACAUGAAUUGCGAGUGGAAGAAGUCCAGCAAGAGCUCAAGGAUGCCAUAGGCAAAUGCGAGUCCUUAGAGUGCAAGAGUUCGGAGCAAAAUUUUGAACUUUCUAAGGCACUCCAAAGUGCACAAGAAGCCCGGGACGAAGCCCAAAGCGCUGUCUGGGAGAUCCAAGAGGCAAAGCAAAUUGCAGCGGUUAACCCAGCGGAUCAGGAUCAGCACAAUGCGGCGGUUGCAAAAUUGCGUGAUGAGAUAGCACAGGCCAAGGAGGAGCUAAACGCGGAAAACGCAAGGAUGGCUAAGGAGCGAGCCUCUUUGUAUGCUCAGGCGCAGUGGAUUCAGUCGGAGUCGUACCGGCUCAUGCUAGAUCAGAAUGCUUCAAAUGAUGUCAUGAGAAGGAGGCAUCGGAGUCAUCUGCCCCCGGUUUACGAGAAAAAGGGAAUAAUCUGGAACCUACAGAGGCGACAGUGCAAGUGCAUAGGUGUUCUAAAAGGGAUCUGCAACGACGAGGAUAUGUUCUAG